AUGGUCAAGGGCAACCCCAAAUCCUCGGCAUCAUCCAGUACGAGGAAAAAACAUGCAAAGAAGGCACUUGGCACACCCGAUCAGCCAGAUACACCCAUCAGGGAGAAGAAACCUAAGGCGAAGGAGAAGGGCAAGGGGAAGAGCGGCUCCAGCAAGAAGGAGCCGCGCGUGAAGAUGUACAUUCCGCCUACGAAGCCCGCGCCGGUACAGCCAGAUCCCCUGGACUCGAUGGGGCUCGCCCACCGCCUCCCACCCGAUCUACUCGUUGUUCUGCGCAGUCUGGGCAAGAAGGCGGAGGUGACCAAGGUGCGCGCGCUGGAAGAGUUGCAGGCGAACUGGGUCGACCGGUGCGACGACGAGGCUGUUCUGUAUGUCAUAACGGAUAUGCUUCCCGUAUGGUUGCACCACAUCCCGACCCUGUUCGUCCACCCUUCACGGCGUAUCCGUCUCCUCGGGGCCUCCAUCCACGCUGCCUUCCUCAACAUCGCCUCUCUUAGAGACCACAUCUCCCUCUUUCUCGCCGACUCCGCCCCGUCCCAACUCGAGUCCAUCCUUGGCACAUGGUGCAUCGCCGCGCACGAUGUCGACCGAGCCGUUGCCCUCAAUGCCUCCAAGUCCUGGAACGCCUUCAUUUCACGCAGCGGCCGGCCCCCACCAGCACUCACUCUGACCUUCGAGUUCUGCCAAAGAAUGGUCCUGGAUCCGCUGGGGACGUACGUCUACCUCAACCCGCCCCAGCCCGCCGCCGCCGCCGCCCCGCCGCCUGCUCCUCACGCCCGCACGAAAGCGGCGAGCAGACACGGACACGGGUCGGGGCACCAAACCCCUGUCCGCCAGCGCGACGACCCAGACGCGGCGCCCCGCGAGCGUGACGAUGAGCACGAGGAGGCGGAGAUAGACCGCAAGGCCCGCCUGCGCGUCGGCGCGUUCGGCGCCAUUGGCUCGCUACUGACGCGAUGCGUCGAGGAGGAGUACGAGGGGGUGGACCAGGGUGGACACGUACUGCUGGUGAACCCCGCGCUGUGGACGGCGUUGUUCCACGAGAGCAGCUGCUCCGUCUGCCCCACCAUUGAGGCGUUUGGGGAAGCGCAACCUCCAGUGCGAAAAGCUGCGUGGGGUCUAGUCGAUGCACUCCUGCGCCUCCGCACACUGACACAAGGAAAGAUAGACUACGUACGCUCACCCCCAACCUCAAACUCAAACUCAAGCAGAGAAGGGGGAGAACAAGCAGAAGGAGGAGAAGGAAAGGGAGACGUUUUGAGUGUGAUGAGUGCGGCGCUCCUCCGCGCGGCGUGGACAGAGCCUGACCCUGGCGUGCGCACGGCGAUGUGGAGUCCGCUGUUGGGAUUUCUGAGAGCGUUUCCGGAGGCAUGGGAGCUCGAAGCGCGGUUCGCUACCACUUCUACUACGGUGACUGCGGGAGAAGGAGAUACCUUGGGCAUGGGCGAGGGCAGCGGCGACGAAGGGGAGGAGGAAGAGGAAGAAGGCGAACCCCCACCACCACCUCCACCCAUCCCUCAACCUUCGGCACAGUCAGAUUCGCCUCCGCCGUCUGCAGGGUACCUAUCCUUCCUGCAUUUCAUUGAGCGGGGAUGCGCUGGCGCCCCCGUCCAGGGGUACCCCGCCGUGCUGGUCGUGUUCGCGACCGUGCCUUUGAGUAUCAUGGCAUCCUCUUCACCGUCUCCCCUCGGCGCCGUUAUCGCAGCGUUCUGGGGCGCCGUCGAGUCCCGUGCGCUUAGUGGGAUGCAGCGCGGCGCGGCGUUAGCAGCAGGGGCAGCUUUUUUGGAGUCCCUGCUCGAGUGUGUGGUGUUCCUUGGGAAGCGCGUGCAUGGGGAGGGCAAGGAGGGGGAGAGGACACUGCUGCUUGGAACAACUGCAUCCACGUCCACCGCAACCAACACCUCUGCAUCUACGCCACACGAACCAAUCCCCGAUCCCAUAACCGAAGGCGGUGAGGCGCGUCUCAGCACACUAAUCGCCGCCCAAUUUGUGCGAUCACUGCACGAGAUCGCGGCCGGGAACUUGAAGGUUGAUCCCCGACGUGCUGGGGCUGUGUUGGCGCGCGGGUUUGGGAGGUUGCGAGGUAUUGAUGAAGGAUGGUACGCCCGUGCGUGGACCGGCUUCGCAGAGGCGGUUGGCGAGUAUUUCCUGUUUGUGGAUGUGCUGAAGGGGGUCUACGACGCCUCUGACAGAGUUGACGGUGAGGACGCGCGGCGGCUGAUAAUCGCGACGGUCGAGCGGUGCGUUGUAGGCGCUACACUCGAGCUUGGUAGGUUAGGUGAAAUAAAAACGUCAGAUGAGAUGAGCACGGGGUGUGUAACCGCACUGCUGGCGCUGCUGGACGCUUUCGGAGCUGGAUUGUGGGCGCUCGAUGAGGGUAUAGUAGCACGUCUGGAUGGGCUUGUGAACGAGGAGGUCGGGGCGCUCGUCGAACGAGCGCCAGAAGUGCUGCUCGCGUACAUCGGGGGGUGUCCAGACGAAAGGAGAAAAAGGGAGGUGUGGGGCAAGAUACUCGGGCGGGUCUGUCAGCAGUCACCGGAAGAGGGGGAGAAAAAAACAGAGGGAUUGCUGAAACUCCUGAGGCCAUGGAUCGACGCCGCCAAACGCGGGGCUCUGCCAGCCUCCCUCAGGCACCCUACAGCGUCGACCACUGGCGCUGUGGAUGGAUUGGUUGCUCGGUUCCUCGGGGACGCUUUGCAAGGCCGUGUUACAAACCCGGUUUCGGAGGUGUUAGUUGAAGUGUUCGCUGCGUCAGAUUAUUUCGUUACGAAGGAGGGUGUGCAGGGUGCCAUCGGCGCGGUUACAUCGUUCAUCACCGCAGAAGUCGAUGAGGUGCUGCGCGAUCGGGAGGCGACCCUGCGGCCCCUCGUUCUUCCCCUGCGAGUUCUUGACGCGAUCCUCAAGACCGACUCGAAGUAUAUGCUGCUAGAGAAGACGCUGGCGGUCUCUUUGACGCCGUCCCUGGCCCUCUCCGCGUACCUGCUACCACUCUGCUGCGCCGUCGAUGCAGGGGAACGCAAGCUCGCAGCGGAUAUUUAUGGGAUUUUGGUGGGGAGUGACGAUGAUGUGAAAGAGAGAACGGCUGCACUCGUGGUAGAGCGACUGCGUGCGCUCCUGGCAGAUCCCGAUGCCCGCCCGUCGUACGAACACAUACUCGCGGCGAUCAAGGCGGGGAUCCCUGGGAUGUCGAUUGACUUCAUGCGCGACGCUGCGCCGUCCAGAGUGGAGCUGGAUGCGCAGCUGGAUCAGCUGGAGGCGAAUCCACCCCACGCAAGCCUUGCCGUCAUCGACCCGCUAGUUCCCCCAGAAUCCUCCUUCGAAGCCGCCGAUGCCGACGCCCGAGCACCUGCAGCCACUGCGCGCUCCUACGCCGCUAUCGUCUCCGCCAUCUUGAAGCACCACCUCGACAAUCCACGCCUCCUUUCCCAUCACACGCAUCUAUGGACAAUCCGGCACUUCGUGGCGCUGUCCAUCUAUGCGUCCGAUUUGUUGGGGAUACCGUAUGCAGCGAGUAAGAGCGGUGUGUUCGGCGGUGGCGCUGCGGCAAGUGGCGUUCUGGCGGAGGUUGUGAGGGAUGUGGAGGCGGCGAUGAAGGUGAUCUUUGAGAACGAUGAGCCCCGAGGGUGGAGGCGCCUCGUCCUUGAGGCCGUACAAGCAAACAAGGUCGAUACGCUUGACGGCCUCCCACGAUUCGUUGCUGAGAUGAUCACGCUUUCGACGGAGAAGGAGACUAUCAGGGAGUCGCGCGCACUGCACCGGGUCCUACAGCGCGUCCUGGAUGAUGGUAUCAGCAGCGAGGAGGUCGACUUGUGGGUAGGCGUAGCAAGGAAACUCGAGAAACUAGCACUCUUGACGUCUCUCGCUCUCACCAAGGCGGUCUCCAGCAUCGGCGUUGAUUCCCCGCGGCUCGACAGAUACCGAAACGAACUGACCGCCUCAAUAACAGGCGUCCCGCCCUCCAAGGCCUCCACCGCCGGGCUCGCGCUCCUCCGCAAGCUCAUCGCCGCCGCGCCGCCUGCUGAUUCCGAUGUAGUAUUCCUCCCGCAGCAUAGAGCUGUGAAUCUUGUGAAGGCGUGCCAGCACUGGGCGACGUCCGAUGAUGAGGAUAUCGGGGAGGACGUCGAGUGCGCGAUGACCGAGGUAUUCGUGCACGUCGCGCCGAUAUUGCAGAAUGUACCCGGCGCGCAUUGGGAGUUUAUCUUCGAUGUCGUGGAGAGCAAUGUGGAGACAUGUUCCGUGGGCGACGCGUCGACGCUGGCGACUCUGUGGGCUACCGUGCGGCUAAUAAGCGCGAUCGAGGACCUGUCGUCGACCAACCGUGCCCUGCGGGGUGUGUGGCAGCUAAGGCGCACACCGGUGUUCAAGGCGCUCCGGGAUAUGGUUACGCGGCGCUUGCCCAUAGAGAGCGCGUCGGUGCCCCGCUCCGUAUGCCUCGAGGCGCUGCUCACUCUCCUGCAAGAAUUGCCAGACGCGUUGAUCGACUCGGAUACGUUUGCACACAUGUGCCCCCUCCUCACCGACCCCGCCACCCCCGUGCAGAAAGCCGCAUACGCGCUCCUCCAAAAAGCCGCGCAGAAGCACACGGAGCGCCUCGUCAUCGAGGCGGGCGUCGACGCGGACGCGCCGGUGCAGGGCGCGCUGCCUGAUGAGUUAAUUGAGGUUCUGAGGAUGGAUGAUCUGGGGGUGGAUGUGGAUGUGGAUGUGGGCAUGGAGGGGCAUUCAUCUCGCGUGUUCGCGCAUUUACUAGGGUGGAUGGUCCUUUUCGACCUCUUUGUGGACGCUUCGCUGAAAGUGCGCUCGGCCUACGUGGAGCAGCUGCGCGAGCUCGGCCUCGUCGCGACGGCCUUCAUCCCGCACAUUCUCGACAUUCUCCGCCUGACUGAGGGUGUUGUUGGGCGCGCGGUCAAGCUGGAUGUGUGGGCCGUGGAUGAGUUUUAUGUGCAAUACUACGACGCGCGCGCUCCAUUCAGCCUCCCACUGCUCGCCGCGCACCUGUACUUCCGCGCGCUCCUCACGAUCCCGAGCCUCGUCUACGCUUGGGUCUUGGACUGCAAGGACCGCCAGCUCUCCUCUUCUAUAUCCGCGUAUACGUCGUCGUAUUUCUCGCCGCCCCUCAUACGCGCGGAGCUCGCGCAUGUGCGGGAGUGCGCGCCGGGGCUGGCGGAUGAUGCGUUCGCUAUCAAAGUUACUAACGGGCACGUCAUAGACGGCCUGAGUGUGUUCAAGAAGAACGUGGCGCUCCAUUUCGAGGGACAGGUCGAAUGCGCCAUCUGCUACUCCGGCAUAUGGUGUGUAUCCUACUAUCGCGAGUUCUUUCUACAUCCUCAUCCUACUCCCUACUCUUCAUCCUUUCUACGCGCAAUCCUCAUCUACUCUUCAUCCUCCUCAUCCCUAUCCCUCAUCCUCCCUAAGCAACCCAGAUCUUAUUCCAGCAGGAUCCGUACCUUGUUCUGGAUCGCGGUAUCCAAUUUCAUCUUCCCAGUGAUUGCCAGCAUCACUUUGCUCGUCCUCUACUCCCGCGAGGGGGACUACCUCAAGUGCCUUAUGUUUUUAAUUUCCAACGCCUACAUUGAGAUUAUUGCUGUUCUGAUGGCAACGGUAUGGUCUGCAAGCACACAUUGGCAAGGAUCGGAGAGCCAUCCCCCCAACGCCCGAUUCGACGGCAACGGAGCAAGCGGCAUUCCUACGUCGAAAACCCGCUGGGAAGCAUCAAAUGCCCGCCCAUCUGCCUCGUUUCCAGUUCGCUUCGACGGCGACGGGCUCAGUAUUCCUACCUCAAAGGCUAUUCAACCUUCCCCUCGCGAAGAUAUUUAUGGAACUUUGGACUCUUCCGACCCCUUUGGGAUAUACCGGCCGAGUACUAAAGAAUCUGUAGCACUGCGCCGUGACCUGUAUGUUUGA
Messenger RNA from Pleurotus ostreatus (oyster mushroom), 5901 nucleotides. RefSeq lists its product as uncharacterized. The transcript is spliced from 21 exons. Gene Ontology annotation, biological process: rescue of stalled cytosolic ribosome; ribosome-associated ubiquitin-dependent protein catabolic process. Gene Ontology annotation, molecular function: ribosomal large subunit binding; ubiquitin protein ligase activity. Bases 1 to 5901 code for a protein of 1966 amino acids. The record is from RefSeq and is a predicted model, not a curated record. Lineage: Eukaryota; Fungi; Basidiomycota; Agaricomycetes; Agaricales; Pleurotaceae. Gene Ontology annotation, cellular component: cytosol; RQC complex.